Molecule: messenger RNA, 1413 nt
Organism: Eptesicus fuscus (big brown bat)
Lineage: Eukaryota; Metazoa; Chordata; Mammalia; Chiroptera; Vespertilionidae
Gene: DCSTAMP
Product: dendrocyte expressed seven transmembrane protein
Exons: 3
Coding region: 1-1413 (470 amino acids)
Cellular component (GO): membrane
Source: RefSeq, a predicted model, not a curated record
AUGGGGGUCUGGAACUCGGGCACCCGUCUCUUCCUACGUCUUUGGGGGAUGUAUGUGUCCCCCAGGAGCCCUGGAUGGGUGGACUUCCUCCAACAUUUGGGAAUUUGCUCUUUCGUUGCGUUCGGUUCGGUGGGCCUCCUCUCGGUGGCCUUCUCCUGGUUUCUGUCCUCGUUCGUGGUCUUCACCAUCUCCUGGGUGACCGCCUGGGUUCUGCUGUGCUGCUCCAAGCACGUGAGGUGUUUCGUGGUCCUCUUCUUCCUCUCCUGUGGCCUGCGUGAAGGCAGGAACGCCCUGAUUGCCGCCGGCACGGGGAUAGUCAUCCUUGGACACGUGGGGAAUGUCUUCCACAACUUUAAAGGGCUCCUGGACAGUAUGACCUGCAACAUAAGGGCAAAGAGCUUUUCCAUUCACCUGCCACUCUUGCAAAGGUAUAUGGAAGCAAUCCAAUGGAUUUACGGCCAUGUCACUCACCUGGGCCUAUUGGAUGGCCUCGUGUCCUGGAACCAGACUCUGGCAGUCUCUCUUUUCAGUCCCAGCCAAGCCCUGGAGGCACAGCUCAAUGACACGAAAGGCCAGGUCGUGGGGGUCUUGUACCAGAUGGUGACGGCGACCGAGGUGUUGUCCUCCCUCGGACGGCAGCUACUGGCCCUCGCGGGGCUCCUGCUGGUGCUCCUCGGCACCGGCCUCUUCAUGAAGCGAUUCCUCGACCCUGGAGGCUGGAAGUUUGAAAACAUCUACAUCACCAGACAAUUUGUUCGGUUUGAUGAGGGGGAGAGGCGUCAGCAGAGGCCCUGUGUCCUCCCGCUGAGUAAGAAGGAGAGGAAGAAGUACGUUGUCAUCCCGUCUUUCGGGCUGACGCCUAAAGAAAGGAAGAACCUGGGGCUGUUUUUCCUCCCGGUACUUACCCAUCUCUACCUCUGGGUGCUGUUUGCAGCCAUCGACUUUCUGCUGUAUCGGCUCAUUUUCUCAGUGAGCAGACAUUUCCAAAACUUGCCAUCGCUGGAGGUUCACUUGAAACUGCACAGGGAGGAGCAAGGAACUCAAAACAUCAUCCACGACUCCCCCUUUCAUGUAGCUCUAUUUGAACCCAACUGCAUCCCUAAACCAAAGCUCCUUCUGUCUAAAACCUGGGUUCCUCUCAGUAUUAUUCUUGUGAUACUUGUGGUGCUAGGACUGUUGUCCUCCUUCCUGAUGCAACUUAAAAUCCUGGUGUCAGCAUCCUUCUACCCAAGCGUGCAGAGGGAGCGCAUCCAGUACCUGCAUGCAAAGCUACUGAAGAAAAGAUCAAAGCAGCCAGUAGGAGAAGAAGAAAGGCAGCUGAGUCUAUACUUUACAAAGAUUCAUUUCUGGCUUCCGGUCCUGAAAGUGCUUAGAAAGAAACAAGCGGACGCUGCAAGGGAAAGCAACCCAUGA